CAUAAAUAUUAAAGAAUGGAUUAUCCAUUGUUAUUUUAUUGACAAAAAAUAGAGGGAAGUGUGCCGAAAAGAAAGAGGGAAAGAGAGGAAGACUGAUUAUAUCAAUGCCUUUUAACAGCAGUCUUAUCAUAAAUUAUAUUUGGUGAUUAUUAUAAUCUUGUUUCUAUAGUUCUAUACUAAUUGUUAUUCUAAAUUUCAUUAUUUAACUUAUUUACUCUUAAUUGUAUUCUAUUUAAAACGAUUGUACGUUUAUAUUAGAACUAUGGUUCAUAUUUGCAUAGUAUGUAGACUUUCAUCUACGGAUAAUAAAGAUCUUGCAUUACACAGAUGUCCUAAGAACUUGGAAAAGAGGCAAAAAUGGGAAUCAGCCUUAGGAGUGCAACAACUUGGUAAAUGGAAUUAUGUUUGUGGAAAUCACUUUACUAGUGACAGUUAUAUCUUUAGUAAUGCUAGAAGAAUAUUGAAGAGUAAUGCUGUACCAAUGGUCGCUCAAUAUUCAGAUGAGUCUUAUUCACCGAUUAUUUGUACUUCUGCAACUGAUAAUGAUUCACAGUGUGUAUUUUCUUUAAUAUCUAUGGUUUUAGCAAUGACCUCAUACUCAACAGUAUACUAUUAUAGUAAUAUAUAUCGUUCUAUGAUAUUAAGGUCUAUGGAUUUUGAUCACGAUUAAAGAUAUACAGGUUGGGAAUUGAGCUAAGAUAAAGUGAAGCACGAACCUUCUAAAAAAAUCAGCUGUUUCAACUAUUCACUAGUGCUCGGUAACUCCCCAGUGUCGAAAAUGAUUACUAAUUAGUUACAAAUAAAUAAAAUUGAAAAUUCAUAAAAUAAUAAAACAAUUUUAUUCUAUGACUCGACUUUUUACUAAUUUUGAUAACUUUUUCUUAGUUAUGUUUUCCUUUUUAUUUUUUUGGUUUUGAAUAUAAGUAAACUGUCUCAUGCGCAUUAUUAUGUAAUAGGAAAAAAUGUUUGUCAACAUUUUAAUUUGAUGCUCCUGGAUAGUACAUGGAACUUCAGUCAUAUUCUGUUUGAAGAAUUCUUCAUAUGUGUUUUCAAACACAUCACUUGCAUUUGCAUGUAACGCAAAGCACUCUUCGAGGCAUUUAACUAUAAUAUACAAAUUAAUACUGGGGUAUGUUAGAUAGCCUCUUGUUUUAGCAUUAAUUAAAUCAGCUUCUUUUCCCAUGCCAACUCCAGAGGUAUUUAAAUUAUUCAGACUUUCAAUGAACUUAUCACAUUUAGUAUUCUUUACUAAACGCCUUGCUAUAUAACUAAAAUUAAAAUGAGUGAUUAUAUAAAGUACCAAUUUUGAAAGAAAAAAUACAUUAUUUAUUUUACCCAGCCAAAAUAUGGUACUUUUCUGUUAUCCCUACUACCUCGAGUCUCCAUUCUGUUAUCUCGACUACCACGCCGAUGCUGUGACCACAACCCGCUCGAUUACCUAUUGCUGACAGUUGUUGUAUUUCCGUCAUUGUAUUUAUUAAUUUUAAAAUAAUUAUGAAUCUGUGGAAUUUACCAAACAGUGAAAAGGAUGCGAUUGAAUUUUUGCAAGAGAAGGGUUUACUUCCAGGGCACCGUGAAUGCAAAAAUAGAAUUUUAGACCUCUGUAACCGUGAUUUUUUAUUUUUAUAUGUAAUAUUUAAUAUCUUGAUGAAUUUAUGUUUAAUGUUAUAAUUUAUAGAAUAGACUUUCAACUGCUGUGAUAAUUUUAGAAUAUGUAACUUGGCGUUUUGUGAUAAUUUUAAGGACAUACUAAUAUGCAUUAUUAUAUAAAUGGCAAUUCAUGUGGCUUAUGUAUUAAAAUAUAGAACUAUCUAGAUAUUACUUUAGUAGUCGAGUUAACAGAAUUGAGUGGUCUCUGUAGUCGCGGCUAGUGGUAGUAGGGAUAACAGAAAAGUACCCAAAAUAUAUACAACACACUCGAACACUGUCGAAUCUGUAUAAUUGUGUUCUAACAAAAUGCCAUCCAAAUCCCAACAAUCAUCUCUAAUAAUUUUGUCAAUUUUAUUUUUUAAUUUAUUCACUUUAGUAACUCUUUCAGGCAAAUUUUCUGUAUCAUUAAUUAUGCUAUUAAUUAUGUUUAUGCCAGUCAUUGAAAUUAUAGGAAUUGUUUCUGUAAAUUGAAAUGAAUACAAUUUUUGUACUUUUUGUAUAGUAUUCAAAUUAAAAAGAAGAAUUCCACAAUUCUUAUUCAUUUUAAAAACAAAAUUUUCAAAAAUGUUUAUUUUAUUAUAGCAAAAUAGCAAAUCAACAAAAUUCCAACAACAUCAUCAGUUAUCACGUGUAUUAUGUAGUGUCUUGAACACAAAAUAUUAUAUUAUAUUUAUAAAAAAAUUAUAACACAAAUGAUUUAUGAUUCGUCUGGAAAAGCGCGGUAACAUCAAUGAUAGUAUUGUACAAAAUAAUUCCGAUAGUAUCGCUAGUGAUUAGUUGGAACAGCUGAUUUGUUCAGAAGAUUUGCAAUUGUAAACAGGUCGAUUCCUAACGUCCUGUACACAGAAUAUAUGAAAUCAGAAUGGUCACAUCUCAAAAAAUUACAUUGUUCUUAUGGAAAGCUGAUAAGAAGGUCCGCCAUAUUGAAUGCAUACGUCAGUGUUGCCCCCCAAAAAAAU
This is a messenger RNA of Myzus persicae (green peach aphid), 2609 nucleotides long. RefSeq lists its product as uncharacterized. NCBI's taxonomy places the organism in Eukaryota, Metazoa, Arthropoda, Insecta, Hemiptera, Aphididae. Bases 263 to 670 code for a protein of 135 amino acids. The transcript has 3 exons. The record is from RefSeq and is a predicted model, not a curated record.